This is a messenger RNA of Drosophila arizonae, 1471 nucleotides long. RefSeq names its product putative alpha-aspartyl dipeptidase. Gene Ontology annotation, molecular function: serine-type peptidase activity. NCBI's taxonomy places the organism in Eukaryota, Metazoa, Arthropoda, Insecta, Diptera, Drosophilidae. The record is from RefSeq and is a predicted model, not a curated record. Gene Ontology annotation, biological process: proteolysis.
AAAUAUCUGAAUGUUCAUUUGUAUUGUUUUCACUUAUCGCCUGCCCCAAGUACCACCAUAAAACAACGAUAAUCCGAAGUACUGAUUAAAUGCUAUUCUACGUGAAAGAGACGUUCGAAAAUGAAUAGCGGUGCGCGGAACUUAUUGUUGCUCUCGUCGUCCCGAUUGCAUGGCUACGGCUACUUGGAGCAUGCGCGCGCCCAACUGGAGGAUCUGUUCAAGGCCAAGAAUGUGAAGACCGUGCUCUUUGUGCCAUACGCCUUGCGGGAUCACGACAAAUAUACGGCAACCGUCAGUGCUGCACUGCAGCCUUGGGGCUAUGCAGUGGAAGGGCUGCAUACGAAACCCGAUCCGAGGCGGGCGCUCCGCGAGGCGCAGGCCAUUUUCGUGGGCGGCGGUAAUACGUUUGUGCUGCUGAAGCAGCUGUACGAACUGCAGCUGGUCGAACUGAUCCGCCAGCUGGUGCUGGAGCAGGGCCUCACCUACGUGGGCAGCAGUGCCGGCACCAAUGUGGCCACACGCUCCAUCCACACCACCAACGACAUGCCCGUCAUGCAGCCGCCCACCUUCGAGGCCCUGGCUCUGGUGCCCUUCAACAUCAAUCCGCACUACCUGGACGCGGACCUCAGCAGCCAGCACAAAGGCGAGACGCGAGACGAGAGAAUCGAGGAGUUUGUCAGCUAUCAUGCACGUCCUGUGCUCGGGCUGCGUGAGGGCACCAGCCUGCGCGUCCAGGGCGAUCGGGCGACGCUGCUGGGCGAACGCAACGCCAAGCUCUUCAAAUCCGAUGGCAGCACCGUGGAAUAUGAGCCACAGUCCGAUCUCAGCUUCCUGCUGAAGGAAUGACAUGGAUAUAUUGACAAAGAUUUUGUUUUACAUACAUUUAUUUGAUAUAUAUAUAACAACUAGAUUAUAUAAUCGGCAUGUUCGUAAUAGAUCUUACACAUAAUAUAUUUACAUUAUAUAUCCUCUAUAUAUAUAUGCUAAAAACUAUGACUACACUUCAAAAAAAUCCUCUUCUUUUAUUGCCAAUGCUAACAACUAUUUACAUACGUUUUGCCUUUUGCUAGUUGUAUAACAAAUAUAUGUUGAUUGUGUUAUAAUUAAUUAAAUACAAAAAUCUUUUAUAUAAAAUUAUGUAAAAAAAAAAAAAAAGUAUAAAUGAUAAUAAUCAAUGCAAAAUGCUUUAAAACGUAUAACUGGCAGGCGCUACUUAUUCGAACUCUAAAUACGUAGUUGGUAUAACAGUUGGCACUUGUAUAACAGUGACAGUAGCAUGCAAUUCAAUUUCACCGUUGUCUCUUGUAUAACAGCUGCUACAAUGUUUCAGUUUUACAUAUCUACAACAGUAUAACAGUUGACUAUCGUAUAACAUGCAUUUUCAUAUACAUUUUUAAUUCAACUCCUAAAGUUGUAUAUCUAACAAUUUUCAGCAAUAAUCAGAACUAUUUCGUCGUUCGUAUAACAGUGU